UAUUGUAAUGCAAUAGUGAAUCGCUUGGAUCUUUCAUAACUUGAAUACGGAAAUUGCUUGUCAAAACAUUCUUUCUAUUUUAGAUUAUACUGCGUUGUCAAUGUAUACGUUUUUUGAAAUUGGGAAAAAAUACAUUAGGUCGCGCUCACUACGUUACUUAAAACAAAUCCAAUAUGACUGCGCAAAUUUAAAUAUAAACCGAAUUGUUUCGACACAUUCAUUAAUUGUGCUUGUUAGAGAAAUAUAAAAACGUACAUAGCAACAUUUGCCUACUGAAAAUUGCAUCUGGCCAUUUCACAGCUAUGCCACUGUUUGGCAAAAAGGACUCGGGCAAGAAGGCCAAAUCAAAAGACACAAAAGAGUUAAACAAACAGAUUUCGAUUGAAGAGAAAUAUAACCUCCACGGUCUAUUAGGAACGGGAGCUUUUUCUGAGGUGCGCUUGGCUGAAAGUAAAGAGACACCUGGUGAUCAUUUUGCCGUGAAGAUAAUUGAUAAAAAAGCUCUAAAGGGUAAAGAAGAAUCGUUGGAAAAUGAGAUACGAGUACUUCGAAGGUUCAGUGCAAAUCAUUUCGAUGGCAACAGUUCGAAUGGAGAGCGACUUACACAUCCUAAUAUUGUGCAGCUACUAGAAACUUAUGAAGAUAAGGCAAAAGUGUAUCUGGUUAUGGAAUUAGUAACUGGUGGAGAAUUAUUCGACCGGAUUGUAGAGAAGGGCUCGUACACAGAAAAAGACGCAUCACAUUUAAUAAGGCAAAUCUUAGAGGCUGUCGACUAUAUGCAUGAACAGGGCGUUGUACAUAGGGAUCUAAAGCCCGAAAAUCUAUUAUAUUACAGUCCACAAGAUGAUAGUAAAAUAAUGAUAAGCGAUUUCGGAUUAUCGAAAAUGGAAGAUUCCGGUAUUAUGGCAACAGCUUGUGGAACUCCUGGAUAUGUUGCACCUGAAGUUCUAGCCCAAAAACCAUAUGGGAAGGCUGUUGAUGUCUGGAGUAUAGGGGUGAUAUCUUAUAUACUGCUCUGUGGCUACCCCCCAUUUUACGAUGAAAAUGAUGCCAAUUUAUUUGCACAGAUUCUUAAAGGUGAAUUUGAAUUUGAUUCGCCUUACUGGGAUGAAAUUAGUGAAUCAGCGAAACAUUUCAUCAAAAACUUAAUGUGUGUUACAGUUGAAAAGCGAUACACAUGCAAACAAGCAUUAUGCCAUCCUUGGAUCUCGGGUAAUGAAGCCAGCAGCAAAAACAUUCACGGCACUGUUUCGGAACAACUUAAGAAAAACUUUGCUAAGUCGCGUUGGAAGCAAGCUUAUUAUGCUGCCACCGUCAUCCGACAAAUGCAGCGAAUGGCGUUAAGUAGUAGUACGGCUAAUGUAAUUGAUGAAACGCCAUCUAAUAGUAUAACUGGCAAUGGUAACCAACGAAAUUCUGUUGCAAAGGAGACUCCUAGUAAUGUAGAUGCAUCUUUUAAAGCAGCGCAAUUAAGCACUUCAACCGAUUUGAAUUUGGAGGAAUCAGCGCAAUAAUCAUCGGAGACCCAUAGCGACAUGAACAAUCCUCUUCAAAGAAUCUCGCCAAAUUGUAGUGUCCGUGGCCAAACCGAACCAACUAAGUUCGUCUAUAGCAAGAUAAUAUACUGAAUUGUUUACAAACCUCAUCCCUAUAAAUUAAUUAAAAUCGGAAUGCUAUUAAGUCGUUUUCAACUCAAUUUUAAUUUAUUCAAAAUUUGUUUAGGCAGAAAUCAGCACAUGUUCAUCAUAAUUUAAGUUAGAGGUGCCCAAGCUUUGAUUACGACAGAAUAAUAAGCAAUACACAUAAAUAAGACCAUAAUUAUAUUAUAUUUGUUUGUUAGAUUUGUAUUUUCUUUUUGUAGUGCUUACUACAGAGAGAGUGUUGUGUAUAUGACAACGAUUGGCAGCAAUUUGGCGGGGACACCUCUGACUUAAAUGCUAGAUAACCUGAAAUUGUACAUUUUCCUAUUAAUUUCACAACUUAAUAUUUGUAAAUUUGAACUACUUAUAUAAAUAUUCUAAAACAUUUUGAAAUUUAAUAAUAAAAAUUGUUUAAAUACCCUUCAAAA
Molecule: messenger RNA, 2068 nt
Organism: Drosophila nasuta
Lineage: Eukaryota; Metazoa; Arthropoda; Insecta; Diptera; Drosophilidae
Gene: CaMKI
Product: Calcium/calmodulin-dependent protein kinase I
Exons: 11
Coding region: 303-1514 (403 amino acids)
Biological process (GO): protein phosphorylation
Molecular function (GO): protein kinase activity; ATP binding
Source: RefSeq, a predicted model, not a curated record